Molecule: messenger RNA, 515 nt
Organism: Eruca vesicaria subsp. sativa (arugula)
Lineage: Eukaryota; Viridiplantae; Streptophyta; Magnoliopsida; Brassicales; Brassicaceae
Source: the annotation of a GenBank genome assembly
CUUAGAUCAGUCCAUCUAUCAUCAUUACACUAAACAAGAACAAGUAGAGAUAACACAACAUGAGUACUGGCUACUCCAAAAUGGAUUCAACCGACAACAACCCCGACCCGGUCGAUCUCCAGACCCAGAAACCCGAUCAAGAACCUGCCGAGAUGAAACCGAGGCUGAGCAGGAACAGGUCAGUGGCUGCAUCAGGGAAAGUGCUUCAUUCACCAAUGAAGACUGCUAUGUCUAUGAGAAGAUCUUCUUCUGUCUCUGAACGUUACUGUAGAAUCUAUGACCAGAGCUCAGUCACGUUUCCUCUUCCUUUCAAUGAAGAAGAUGAAGAUGAUGAUAAAGAGAGGAUGCAUAAAAAGAAGAAGAGCAACAACAUCAAGAAAAAAGCAUUCGUAAAGGCUUGUAAGCGAUUCUUUGGGAUCUCUUGAAACUUUUUUUUUUGUUUAACUCACUUGUCUCUAUCUACAAUAUAAUAUAGAUCUGUUUGUUAUAUUUCGAUUAAAGACUUACCACUUUUU